AUGGAUUAAGAGAGGCCAAAUGUUGAGACUAUCAAGUGUGUGGUGGUUGGAGACAAUGCAGUUGGAAAGACCCGUCUUAUCUGUGCCCGGGCCUGUAACGCAACGCUUACACAAUACCAGCUACUUGCCACACAUGUGCCCACUGUCUGGGCAAUAGAUCAGUACAGAGUCUGCCAGGAGGUUCUAGAAAGGUCCAGGGAUGUGGUGGAUGAUGUCAGUGUGUCAUUGCGUCUCUGGGACACUUUCGGUGACCAUCACAAGGACCGCAGAUUUGCGUAUGGCAGGUCUGAUGUGGUGGUGUUGUGUUUCUCCAUUGCAAACCCAAACUCACUCCACCAUGUGAGGACGAUGUGGUACCCUGAGAUCAAGCAUUUCUGUCCCAGAGCUCCUGUUAUCCUAGUGGGCUGCCAGCUAGACCUGCGGUACGCCGACCUGGAGGCAGUGAACAGAGCUCGCCGGCCACUGGCCAGACCCAUUAAAUCCAAUGAGAUAUUGGCGCCAGAGAAAGGCCGUGAGGUGGCUAAAGAACUAGGCGUCCCUUAUUAUGAGACCAGCAUAGUUGCUCAGUUCGGGGUUAAGGACGUUUUCGACAAUGCUAUCCGAGCAGCCCUCAUUUCCCGUCGUCAUCUCCAAUUCUGGAAGUCACAUUUACGAAAUGUUCAAAGGCCACUCCUCCAAGCCCCCUUCCAUCUUGCCCACCGCAUCUACCUCGCCACAUCCUCCUCCAAGUUCUACGACCUCUUCUUGACCGAACCUCGGGGUCCUGAGGAGAUCGAACGGGAGCGAGAACGACCCCGAGGGCCACCGCUUUCUGGCCGCGAUUUGCUGAUGCGCGCAGCUAGUUUUGACGUUUGUGAAAGUAGUGACGAUGGAGAUAGAGCAAACUUGCGUGCCUGCACCAGUGAUGGAACUCUAAAAGGCGACGGAGAUCGUCGCGGUCGUCUGCUCCCAGCCUUGAGUCGUGCUUUCAUUAGCAUCCAAGAAGAAAUGGUGGAUGACCCCGUCACCUUCAACCCUAGAAAAAUGACCGUUGUUCACAUGGACCCUUCAAUGCAGCCCGGUCCAUUCCGAUCUGUGUUGCGGUACCUGUAUACAGGUAAACUAGAUGAGCGGGAGAAGGAGCUAAUGCAGGUGGCCCACAUCGCAGAGCUGCUGGAAGUGUUUGACCUGCGUAUGAUGGUGGCUAAUAUCCUGAACGAUGAGGCCUUCAUGAAUCAGGAGAUCACCAAGGCCUUUCACGUGAGACGCACCAAUCGAGUGAAAGAAUGUCUGGCCAAAGGGACCUUCUCUGAUGUGGUGUUCAGGUUGGAUGAUGGCACCAUCAUGGCCCAUAAACCACUGCUUAUCUCAAGCUGUGAUUGGAUGGCAGCCAUGUUUGGUGGACCAUUUGUGGAGAGUUGUACAAAAGAGGUGCUGUUUCCAAACACUACGCGGAGCUGCAUGCGUGCUGUGCUGGAGUAUCUCUAUGCUGGCUGCUUCUGCUCUCGCCCAGAUCUGGAUGCCAUGGAACUCAUUGUUCUUGCAAACCGUCUCUGUCUGCCUCACCUGGUAGCGCUGACAGAGCUGUACACUGUGAAGGUACUGACAGAAGCUGCCAUGAUGGGAGCUGAUAUAGAUGGAGAUGUUCUGCUCUAUCUGGACAUGGCCCAGUUCCACUGUGCUCAUCAGUUGACUGACUGGUGCCUCCAUCACAUCUGCACCAACUACAACAGAGUCUGUCGCAAAUUCCCUCGAGACAUGAAGGCCAAAUCUACAGAAAACCUGGAGCACUUUGAGAAACAUCGCUGGCCUCCAGUGUGGUAUCUAAAGGAAGAAGAUCACUAUCAGCGGGCACGCAAGGAGCGUGAGAAGGAAGAUUACCUGUACCAAAAGCGUCAGUGUAAACGCAAGUGGCUCUUCUGGAAUCUACCGUCCUCCAAUUCUCCGUCUUCUCCUGGUUCUUCUGCAGUCAUCUGAUCGGCUCUCAGGGUGCAUGACCCACCUAACAACCAUAAAUGUGGGAUAUAAAAACAAGGAAUGAUAGCCUUUUUCAACUCUAUAAGAUGACCUAUUCACAUUUUCUGUUGAGCAAAAUGCCCAAGCCCUGCUUUUAGCUGCUGAAGAACAAGCAAAAAUGAAACAGGAUGGAGAACGCAAGUCAAAGCAACACAAGGCUUUGACUAAAAGCACAUUGCUGAGUCUUUCUACUGGUUGGAUUUUUCAUCAAAUCAGCUUUGACAUCCUCCUGUGACAUCAUAUCCUGCGGUAUUAGAGCGCUGCACAGUUUGCUGUUAAAAGACAAUCUUCGCUCAGCAUCGGUUCCCCAAACAUAACCAUAUCUUCAUCUGUAUAGAAACAUGCAUGGCAGGACUGCACAUAUUCAUAACUUGAAAUGCUAAUAAGUGCUUUUCAGCUCUAAAGGACGAGAACACCGGAACGUUUUAGAGCAACCAGCAAAUAUAAUCUACAAUCAAACCACUUCAACAGACCGAUGUUCUCAAGAUUCAAAUGGUGUCCACCGUUCAAUAUCUAAAGGUAUUAUUAAUUUAAAGGUUGAUGGUUCGUGGAGUGCCACAAGCGGACGUGACUCCACAGAACCGCAUCAGUCCAUAGCCAUGUUGUGGGUUGAAUGUGAGUUAAGCUCCGUUGACAGCAUCUGGAAUAACGUUGAUUACCACAGAAAAUGAUAAUCAUUGGUACUUUAAGGCAUUUACAGUGGAAAAACACAGGGCCAGGAAAUAGACAUUAAAAAUGCAUACUGUACAGACAAAGUACAAGACUUAAAGUUGCAGUGAAGUAGCGACUUUUCUUCUGAAUUGAGAUGCACAUCUGAAUGAAAUGGAUUAUCGAGAAAAAAAAGAAAAAAAAAGUAGGGCAUAGACUUGGUUCUAGGCAUUGGCUGGAUGGAGGCAGAUAUUCUUGAUGUUGUUGCAGCAGUAAAUCUGACACUGCAAUAAAAAGAUAGAUAGAUAGAUAGAUAGAUAGACAGACAGACAGAUAGAUAGACAGAUAGAUAGAUA
Molecule: messenger RNA, 2999 nt
Organism: Sinocyclocheilus rhinocerous
Lineage: Eukaryota; Metazoa; Chordata; Actinopteri; Cypriniformes; Cyprinidae
Product: rho-related BTB domain-containing protein 2-like
Biological process (GO): small GTPase-mediated signal transduction
Molecular function (GO): GTP binding; GTPase activity; protein binding
Source: RefSeq, a predicted model, not a curated record